GACAUCAGUGAUUUGCCGGCUAACAGUGCAUGCAUUUGCAGCUCCAUGGAACUAGAGUGGUAUAAUGAAUUAAAACAGAACGUACAUUGAUACAUUCAGUUUGUGGUCUAGUCUAGUUUAGGUUACAACUCUUAACUUAUAUUGUGCUUUUACAUCGUAUUUUCUGUUUACUGAGUCACAUUUCACGAAGAUGUCUGUGGUAGGAUUCGACGUCGGUUUUCUGAACUGCUAUGUAGCGGUAGCUCGAGCCGGUGGAAUUGAAACUGUGGCCAAUGAGUACAGCGAUCGAUGUACACCAGCAUGCGUGUCAUUUGGACCACGAAAUCGAUCUAUUGGUGCAGCUGCAAAAAGCCAGGUCGUCACAAACUGCAAGAACACAGUCCAAGGGUUCAAGAGAUUUCAUGGACGGGCAUUUUCAGAUCCCUACAUCCAGCGCUUGAAAUCCAGCCUCGUUUACGAUCUGGCCCAGAUGCCUUCUGGUACAACUGGUAUCAAGGUGAUGUACAUGGAGGAGGAGAAGGUGUUCAGCAUUGAGCAGGUCACUGCCAUGCUUCUGACCAAGAUGAAAGAGACAGCGGAGCAUGCACUAAAGAAACCUGUGGCUGACUGCGUUGUCUCUGUCCCCUGUUACUUCACCGACGCAGAGAGACGAUCGGUGGUGGACGCAGCACAGAUCGCCGGCCUCAACUGUCUUAGGCUAAUGAAUGAGACGACUGCAGUUGCUUUGGCGUAUGGAAUUUACAAGCAGGACCUCCCUGCCCCAGAAGAGAAGCCCAGGAUAGUGGUCUUUGUAGACAUUGGGCACUCUGGAUACCAGACCUCUAUCUGUGCCUUUAACAAGGGCAAGCUGAAGGUCCUUGCAACGGCUUGCGAUCCGGAGCUGGGUGGUAAGGAUUUUGAUGAAAUGCUUGUGAGGCAUUUUUGUGAGGAAUUUGGAAAGAAGUACAAGCUGGAUGUGAAGACCAAGCCUAGGGCUCUGGUCAGGCUCUACCAGGAGUGUGAGAAACUCAAGAAGCUCAUGAGUGCUAACUCUUCAGACCUGCCCCUCAACAUUGAGUGCUUCAUGAACGACAUUGAUGUCUCCGGAAAGCUCAAUCGGGCUCAGUUUGAGGAGAUGUGCGUUGACGUUUUGGCCAGAGUGGAGGCACCUCUACACAGCUUGAUGGAGCAAGCCAAGCUGAGGAAGGAGGAUAUCUAUGCAGUGGAAAUCGUGGGUGGGGCCUCCCGUAUCCCGUCUGUCAAAGAGAGGAUCAGCAAGUUCUUUGGGAAGGAGCUGAGCACCACACUGAAUGCUGAUGAGGCUGUGGCCAGAGGAUGUGCCCUGCAGUGUGCAAUCCUGUCCCCUGCAUUCAAAGUGCGUGAGUUCUCCAUCACUGAUGCAGUCGCUUAUCCCAUCUCUCUGAAAUGGAACUCUGCUGCAGAGGAAGGCUUGAGCGAUUGCGAGGUGUUCCCGAAGAACCACGCGGCACCGUUCUCCAAAGUGUUGACGUUCUACCGGAGGGAACCGUUCACUCUGGAGGCCUACUACAACAACCCCAAAGAGUUGCCCUACCCUGAUCCCACCAUCGGUCAGUUUGUGAUUCAGAAGGUGGUGCCGCAGGCUUCAGGCGAGAGCUCCAAGGUCAAGGUCAAGGUGAGGAUCAACAUCCACGGCAUCUUCAGCGUCUCCUCAGCUUCGCUGGUGGAGGUCCAGAAGACGGAGGAGGGAGAGGAGCCCAUGGACACAGAACAGCAGACGUCACCCGAGAAGGAGGAAGAGGGCAAAAUGCAGACUGAUCAGGAUGAGACAAAGGCCCAUGGAGAAGGUCAAAAAGAGACAGAGGAGAAGAAGACUCCUGAGAAUGAGGAGAUGGAGACCUCUACAGAGGAGAGUAAGACUGAGAAGAAGUCUGACCAGCCUCCCCAGGCCAAGAAGCCCAAAGUCAAGACAAAAGUCCUGGAGCUUCCUAUCGAGAACAGCCCCCAGUGGCAACUGGCCCUCGACAUGCUUAACCUUUUUGUAGAAAACGAGGGUAAGAUGAUCAUGCAGGACAAGCUGGAGAAGGAGAGGAACGACGCCAAAAACUACGUAGAGGAGUAUGUCUAUGACAUGAGGGACAAACUACAUGGAAUGCUGGAGAAGUUCGUCAGUGAGGCUGAUCGGGACAUCCUGUCGUUAAAACUGGAGGACACAGAGAACUGGCUGUAUGAAGAUGGAGAGGACCAACCCAAACAACAGUACAUUGACAGAUUGGCUGAGCUCAAGAAACUGGGCCUGCCCAUCCAGGAGAGGUACAUUGAGUCUGAGGAGAGACCCAAGGCCUUCGACGAGAUGGGGAAACAGAUCCAGAUGUACAUGAAGAUUGUCGAAGCUUACAAAACCAAGGAUGAACAGUAUGACCAUUUAGACGAGGCAGAUGUCAAUAAGGUGGAUAAGAUGGUGAACGAAGCCAUGAUCUGGAUGAACAGCAAAAUGAACCAGCAGAGCAAACAGAGCCUGACUGUGGAGCCUGCUGUCAGGGUCAGAGAGAUCCAGGCCAAAACUAAGGAGCUGUACUCUGCCUGCAACCCCAUUGUGACCAAGCCUAAACCCAAGGUGGAGCUACCCAAGGACGACAAGGCAGGGGAGCAGAACGGACCAGUGAACGGCCAGGAGAAUGUCCCAGCAGAGGGCCCUGAGAAGGGGGCUGCGGACAGCAAAGACAACCCCACCUCCACGGAAUCCACAGAACCUAGACCUGACAUGGACCUUGACUAAAGCAUUCGAAUAGGCAGCAACCAGUGUCUCCCCUCUCAGGGGCUGUGUUUCAAUCAGAAAUGUCCCCUUUCAUGUUUCCUUGGUCCCUCUCCCUUUGAGAUCUGGUAGCACUGGGAAGACAACUAAAGCACUAUGGAGGAAAAUCAUAACACUGCCUGCAUGACCUACCAAGAAGGCAUGCUGGAGAUAUUAAUUAUAGUACUGUAGCACAUUUGCUUAUGUCUUAUCAAAAUUGUUCGUUCCGAUCUAUUGAGAUUAA
Esox lucius (northern pike) is the source of this 2996-nucleotide messenger RNA. RefSeq names its product heat shock protein 4b (gene hspa4b). Gene Ontology annotation, molecular function: ATP binding; ATP-dependent protein folding chaperone. Gene Ontology annotation, biological process: protein folding. NCBI's taxonomy places the organism in Eukaryota, Metazoa, Chordata, Actinopteri, Esociformes, Esocidae. The record is from RefSeq and is a predicted model, not a curated record. Bases 191 to 2737 code for a protein of 848 amino acids. Gene Ontology annotation, cellular component: nucleus; cytosol. The transcript has 19 exons.